AUGGGGGGCGGCGGCUCAGCCCUGAGGGUCUGUGCUGACCAUCGCGGGGGCAUCAACUGGCUGAGCCUGAGCCCUGACGGGCAGCGUCUGCUGACGGGCAGCGAGGACGGCACUGCCCGGCUUUGGAGCACCACGGACGGCCAGUGUUGCGCGCUCCUGCAAGGGCAUGAGAGUUACGUCACCUUCUGCCAACUGGAAGACGAAGCUGCUUUCACAUGCAGUGCCGACUGCACCAUCCGGAGGUGGGAUGCGCUCACGGGCCAGUGUCUGCAGGUGUACCGAGGCCACACGUCCAUCGUGAACAGGAUCCUGGUUAUCAACAACCUGCUCUUCAGCAGCUCCUACGACCGCACAGCUCGCGUCUGGACUGUGGACAAGGGCCAGGUGUCGCAGGAGUUCCGGGGCCACCGCAACUGUGUGCUGACACUUGCCUACUCCGCCCCCUGGGAUCCCCCCAGUGCUCCCUGUGCCGAGGAGGAGGUGGCGGCACUGGCGGCCGGUGGGCUGCUGGUCACAGGCAGCACGGACGGCACGGCCAAGGUGUGGCAGGUGGCCAGCGGCUGCUGCCACCAGACGCUGCGGGGCCACACGGGUGCGGUGCUGUGCCUGGUGCUGGACGCACCUGGCCACACGGCCUUCACGGGCAGCACGGACAGCACAGUCCGCGCCUGGGACAUCCUGAGCGGGGAACAGCUGCGUGUGUUCCGGGAGCACCAGGGCUCCGUCAUCUGCUUAGAGCUCGUGGAUGGCCUCGUGUACUCGGGCAGUGCCGACAGGACGGUCAAGUGCUGGCAGGCGGAUAGCGGGGAGCAUGUGCGCACCUUCUCAGCCCACAGACACAGCGUUAGCGCCCUCAAGUACCAUGCGGGCACCCUGUUCACUGGCAGCGGGGACGCCUGCGCCCGAGCCUUCGACGCCCAGACCGGGGUGUUACAGAAGGUGUUCCGGGGCCACGCAUUCGUCAUCAACUGCCUCCAGGUGCACGGCCAGGUGCUUUACACCGCCUCGCACGACGGCGCGCUGCGGCUAUGGGACGUGCGCGGCCUCGGCAGCCCGCGCGCCCCGCCGCCCCGCCGCGCCUCCAAGCGCAGCCUCUCGCGCCUUUUCAGCAACAAGGUGGGCUGCGCCGCGGCGCCCCUGCAGCCGGCCUGAGCCUGCCCGCCCCGCGGGGAAGAGACCUGGGUGCAUUUUCCCACGCCCUCUGCCG
This is a messenger RNA of Ochotona curzoniae (black-lipped pika), 1207 nucleotides long. It is a transcript of the gene WDR86, whose product is annotated as WD repeat domain 86. The transcript is spliced from 6 exons. Lineage: Eukaryota; Metazoa; Chordata; Mammalia; Lagomorpha; Ochotonidae. Gene Ontology annotation, molecular function: protein binding. The record is from RefSeq and is a predicted model, not a curated record. The coding region runs from base 1 to 1152 and encodes 383 amino acids.